This is a messenger RNA of Sabethes cyaneus, 1122 nucleotides long. RefSeq lists its product as uncharacterized. The coding region runs from base 69 to 713 and encodes 214 amino acids. Lineage: Eukaryota; Metazoa; Arthropoda; Insecta; Diptera; Culicidae. The transcript has 3 exons. The record is from RefSeq and is a predicted model, not a curated record.
CAUUAAGUUUUUUAAUAAGUUAGUUGCUGCAAAUUUAAGUUAAUAAGUUAUUUAAGUGAAAUAAAAACAUGAUGGAUACAAAAGGUUCACAUGUUUAUACUGAUUUGAAUGCUUCGUGGUCAGAAGAACUUAAAUCAGAACAGCAAAGACUAUUCAAAACCGAGCUAAUUAUUAAACUCUUAAAACAACCGGAUGUUUCACUAUCUGUCGAAAACAGAGCUUUAAUUAGUAUUCACCAACAUGAUGGCUCUCUCCCUCUGGGGUUAGACAGUAUACGGAAUGUCGAACUAAGUUAUCACGACCGCAUAAUGCUAAAUCGGGUGCUGGAGGCGAAAAUACUGAAGUUCACACAGCCAGUGGUAGAGAAGUUUCUGGAACUAACCGAUAAUAAUUUAAACUCCCUUGGAAAUUCUACACAUCAAGACUAUUUUGAUGUGCUGGAGCUUGAUGCAGAAAAAAGAUCACUAACUGAAAAAUUAUUAAAGUUGAAAAACCGUAAAAUACAUUUUAUGAAUCUUUGCGCUGAAAUGAGAACUGGGCCUUAUCAGCGGAACAAUGUUGAAACAAAAAAUGUCGAGAGCAAAGCUUUACAAAUAAAAGCUGAGACAAUUCAGCGAGUUAUGGUUCACGAAAUAGUUACUAGUACUGCCCAUGCACAAAAGGCUGUAAAAGAGGUGGAAUCUAAUAUUGAUACACUGUUGGGCUUCAAAUAGCGUAAGCAAUAUUGUUUAUUUUCAUUUUAUUUAAUUAGAAAAUGUGUACAUUAAUCUGUAAUAAGUGUUACUAAAGCGGUCCCUUGUAAAAUCCAAUAAUCAGAAGAUUUGUUUGUUUCCAAAAGAAUCGAUAGAACAAAAUUUGUCGAGUGACCGGUGGUGGACAAUACUCCCGCUCGUACACUUGUUUUGUAUAAUGGUGCUUCAUAACGGUUUCCGACGUCCAACUGUACGCAUGGUUUCAACCAAACUACCGGGAGCCUUGAUACGAGCUCCCCGAGACGGGCAUCACACAAACCUCCCUCUUUUGGAUCCCAUCGGCCUGCUUCAACAAACAAUCCAUGCACUAAUAUUCCAUAAUCUGGAACUUUGAGAUCCUCGAAAAAGGAAUUACUCUGUAAUAGAAAAG